Messenger RNA from Pogona vitticeps (central bearded dragon), 7879 nucleotides. NCBI's taxonomy places the organism in Eukaryota, Metazoa, Chordata, Lepidosauria, Squamata, Agamidae. The record is from RefSeq and is a predicted model, not a curated record.
GCAGAGGACGUCACCCUCUGGUAACAUCCCUUUCAAGGGGCAUUGAGAUUCCCCAGCUGGUGCGGACAGAGGCGAAGAUGAUCUGGACCCUCCUCGGUUUGUGGACUUGCCUGCUGUGUGAUCCCGGAUUAACAGCGGCCAUUCCAAUUGCCACCGAGUGGCCAGCCACGGAAUCCGGAUUCUUCACCAGCACCGACUAUGGACUAUCCUGGUGGACCAGUGACUAUUUUGAACCCACAAGGACGACGACCACGGAACAGGUGCUCACGCUUCAAAGCACAGUCCCGCCCGCGACAGAAGUCACGUCUGAAACAAACCCAGGUUCUGUCCAUGACGGGAACUCUUCUGGUCUUGUGAGAAAUGAGUCACUGGUCUCUCUGUUGGCCUCCAAUGAAAGCCACGUUGAUUCUGCCACGCGUGGCCCCGACGAAGGAGAAACCACAUGGCUGGGAGCAAAGACAGAGGAGAGGCCCGAGAUCCAAGAGGAGGAAGUUUUGGCCAAGGCAAACUCCAUGGAAGAAGGGGCAAUUAAAACAACCUCUGCUGAGUUGAACAAUUCCACCUCCUCGACCACCUUGCUCUCUCUAGGAACGCUUCCCACUGUUUUCAAUGAACAGCCAGACGCACCCGAGCAUCUAACAGACACAGGUGCUGGUCUAACUGAGUCUUUCUCAGAGGGGAGUGGAGAGGCCUCAGCCCCAUCCUCAGCCCCAGGACUUCUCUCUAGCAACACAGAACAGCCGCCUGUAGGAGGAACAGCACCUGCUUCUGCCGGCGGAACAUCUCCAGGGGAUGGCGCUGUGACAGCCAAGGAGGCUCCAUCCCUCAGAGUACCGUUUCCAGAUUCACUGCCUCCUCGCAACACCAUCACUGGCUCCUCAGAGUCAGGUGGACCUGCCACCGUUUCGAUGCCGCUUUCUCCUGGAAACAAACCAGAUCAGGGUGCAGUAGGAAGAGGGGAUGCCGAUAGCUCUGCGUCGGUCACGGCACCCAACGGCGAUGAAAUGGCAGCCUUCAUCCCGCCCUCUGAGGAGACAGGGCUUAGCCCAGAAAGCACUGCCAAGGAGGUCCCUCUUGGUGAAGCACAAGACCUUGAAGAUGUAGACGCAUCAGAUUACUCUCCGGCAGGUGGCGCGACAGACCCCUCCGCAGGCUCUUCCCAUCUGGACUCUGAGGCCACCCCAGCUCCUUCGGACAUGCAGGUGGACUCGGGAGCCGCCACCACACCUGAGGAUCUAGAAGGUUCCGCGGACCUGAUGGGAGAGGAGGUGCCUUUUGCCCCAUCCGGCAUGGAGCCUGAGUUUGUGACUGACGGAGCGCACGUUCUUGGAGGCCCUGGCAACGAAGUGACCCUACCCUUUGCGGACAAGAGAGUAGGAACCACGUCACCAAUCAGCAAUAACCAGGUUGAAACGCCCUCGGAGGUGCAGCUCGGUAAAGAAGAGACCGGACAGGCCGCCACAGCAAGCUCUGACAUGACAGACAAUGGUUCCGUAGAUGUCUCUCCGUUUAUUGCAGAUGCUGGAAUACCGAGAGAAAGCGAGACGCCUUCAGGAGAGGCAUCCCCUUCUAUGCCUCUUGACAGCUCCCUUCCUACGUCUUUCGGUUCAGGAGGUCAAGCAGGGGAAGCCUCUUCCGGUCUGCCGCCCAACCACCUGGGCGCUUCUCCCGAAGUUGGCGUCGUGGCAGGAGAUAACUGGGAGGGCAGUGGUAGCCCAGGUCCAGAUGGCGAGGGAGCUGUUGCAGGAGUUAGCAGUGGCCGCCAGGCUGGGACAGGUCCCCCAUCUUCAGAUGCCUUCCCCGGCUUGGAUGAGAAAGGGACGGCACAGGGAUCCUUGGCCGGUAGUGGAAUUGACACCCAGCCGCUUGUGCAGGUUGGAGCUGCAGCAUCUCCAACGGAAGAUGGAAAGGCAUUCCCAGCAAACGGGGUCUCGGGUGGAGAGUCCUCUUCUGUUUUGGCCCUUCCAGGGGCAGAAUCCCCACCUUCAUCAGGAGCCCAACCCACUGUCCCUUCCAGUGUUCCCGUUUCCAAUAAGCCGCCUGCGUUAAAACCAGGGUCUGUUGCUUCCGAAAAGGCCCAAGGAUUGGCUGGCACUUUAAAUGUGAUCUGGAAAGAAACGUCAUCCUCAUCGGGUCCCUCGGGAGCAGAAUCACAAACAGUCCCACCCUCCCCUGCAGCAGAAGCAUCACCAGAUGUUUCCUCCAGCGUGAGCGAGAAGGAAGCGUCAUUGGCUCCACAAGAAGGAGGGUCACAAUCAUCUUCUCCUGCCAUUGUAGGGACAGCCAAUGAUGGAGAAUCUCUGCUGUCUCCAGAUGGUUCUGCAUCAGCUGGAGAAGCAUCCCCAGAUGUUUCCUCCAGUGUGAGCGAGAAGGAAGCAUCGCUCGGUCCACAAGAAGGAGGGUCACAAUCAUCUUCUCCUGCCAUUGUAGGGACAGCCAAUGAUGGAGAAUCUCUGCUGUCUCCAGAUGGUUCUGCAUCAGCUGGAGAAGCAUCCCCAGAUGUUUCCUCCAGUGUGAGCGAGAAGGAAGCAUCGCUCGGUCCACAAGAAGGAGGGUCACAAUCAUCUUCUCCUGCCAUUGUAGGGACAGCCAAUGAUGGAGAAUCUCUGCUGUCUCCAGAUGGUUCUGCAUCAGCUGGAGAAGCAUCCCCAGAUGUUUCCUCCAGUGUGAGCGAGAAGGAAGCAUCGCUCGGUCCACAAGAAGGAGGGUCACAAUCAUCUUCUCCUGCCAUUGUAGGGACAGCCAAUGAUGGAGAAUCUCUGCUGUCUCCAGAUGGUUCUGCAUCAGCUGGAGAAGCAUCCCCAGAUGUUUCCUCCAGUGUGAGCGAGAAGGAAGCAUCGCUCGGUCCACAAGAAGGAGGGUCACAAUCAUCUUCUCCUGCCAUUGUAGGGACAGCCAAUGAUGGAGAAUCUCUGCUGUCUCCAGAUGGUUCUGCAUCAGCUGGAGAAGCAUCCCCAGAUGUUUCCUCCAGUGUGAGCGAGAAGGAAGCAUCGCUCGGUCCACAAGAAGGAGGGUCACAAUCAUCUUCUCCUGCCAUUGUAGGGACAGCCAAUGAUGGAGAAUCUCUGCUGUCUCCAGAUGGUUCUGCAUCAGCUGGAGAAGCAUCCCCAGAUGUUUCCUCCAGUGUGAGCGAGAAGGAAGCAUCGCUCGGUCCACAAGAAGGAGGGUCACAAUCAUCUUCUCCUGCCAUUGUAGGGACAGCCAAUGAUGGAGAAUCUCUGCUGUCUCCAGAUGGUUCUGCAUCAGCUGGAGAAGCAUCCCCAGAUGUUUCCUCCAGUGUGAGCGAGAAGGAAGCAUCGCUCGGUCCACAAGAAGGAGGGUCACAAUCAUCUUCUCCUGCCAUUGUAGGGACAGCCAAUGAUGGAGAAUCUCUGCUGUCUCCAGAUGGUUCUGCAUCAGCUGGAGAAGCAUCCCCAGAUGUUUCCUCCAGUGUGAGCGAGAAGGAAGCAUCGCUCGGUCCACAAGAAGGAGGGUCACAAUCAUCUUCUCCUGCCAUUGUAGGGACAGCCAAUGAUGGAGAAUCUCUGCUGUCUCCAGAUGGUUCUGCAUCAGCUGGAGAAGCAUCCCCAGAUGUUUCCUCCAGUGUGAGCGAGAAGGAAGCAUCGCUCGGUCCACAAGAAGGAGGGUCACAAUCAUCUUCUCCUGCCAUUGUAGGGACAGCCAAUGAUGGAGAAUCUCUGCUGUCUCCAGAUGGUUCUGCAUCAGCUGGAGAAGCAUCCCCAGAUGUUUCCUCCAGUGUGAGCGAGAAGGAAGCAUCGCUCGGUCCACAAGAAGGAGGGUCACAAUCAUCUUCUCCUGCCAUUGUAGGGACAGCCAAUGAUGGAGAAUCUCUGCUGUCUCCAGAUGGUUCUGCAUCAGCUGGAGAAGCAUCCCCAGAUGUUUCCUCCAGUGUGAGCGAGAAGGAAGCAUCGCUCGGUCCACAAGAAGGAGGGUCACAAUCAUCUUCUCCUGCCAUUGUAGGGACAGCCAAUGAUGGAGAAUCUCUGCUGUCUCCAGAUGGUUCUGCAUCAGCUGGAGAAGCAUCCCCAGAUGUUUCCUCCAGUGUGAGCGAGAAGGAAGCAUCGCUCGGUCCACAAGAAGGAGGGUCACAAUCAUCUUCUCCUGCCAUUGUAGGGACAGCCAAUGAUGGAGAAUCUCUGCUGUCUCCAGAUGGUUCUGCAUCAGCUGGAGAAGCAUCCCCAGAUGUUUCCUCCAGUGUGAGCGAGAAGGAAGCAUCGCUCGGUCCACAAGAAGGAGGGUCACAAUCAUCUUCUCCUGCCAUUGUAGGGACAGCCAAUGAUGGAGAAUCUCUGCUGUCUCCAGAUGGUUCUGCAUCAGCUGGAGAAGCAUCCCCAGAUGUUUCCUCCAGUGUGAGCGAGAAGGAAGCAUCGCUCGGUCCACAAGAAGGAGGGUCACAAUCAUCUUCUCCUGCCAUUGUAGGGACAGCCAAUGAUGGAGAAUCUCUGCUGUCUCCAGAUGGUUCUGCAUCAGCUGGAGAAGCAUCCCCAGAUGUUUCCUCCAGUGUGAGCGAGAAGGAAGCAUCGCUCGGUCCACAAGAAGGAGGGUCACAAUCAUCUUCUCCUGCCAUUGUAGGGACAGCCAAUGAUGGAGAAUCUCUGCUGUCUCCAGAUGGUUCUGCAUCAGCUGGAGAAGCAUCCCCAGAUGUUUCCUCCAGUGUGAGCGAGAAGGAAGCAUCGCUCGGUCCACAAGAAGGAGGGUCACAAUCAUCUUCUCCUGCCAUUGUAGGGACAGCCAAUGAUGGAGAAUCUCUGCUGUCUCCAGAUGGUUCUGCAUCAGCUGGAGAAGCAUCCCCAGAUGUUUCCUCCAGUGUGAGCGAGAAGGAAGCAUCGCUCGGUCCACAAGAAGGAGGGUCACAAUCAUCUUCUCCUGCCAUUGUAGGGACAGCCAAUGAUGGAGAAUCUCUGCUGUCUCCAGAUGGUUCUGCAUCAGCUGGAGAAGCAUCCCCAGAUGUUUCCUCCAGUGUGAGCGAGAAGGAAGCAUCGCUCGGUCCACAAGAAGGAGGGUCACAAUCAUCUUCUCCUGCCAUUGUAGGGACAGCCAAUGAUGGAGAAUCUCUGCUGUCUCCAGAUGGUUCUGCAUCAGCUGGAGAAGCAUCCCCAGAUGUUUCCUCCAGUGUGAGCGAGAAGGAAGCAUCGCUCGGUCCACAAGAAGGAGGGUCACAAUCAUCUUCUCCUGCCAUUGUAGGGACAGCCAAUGAUGGAGAAUCUCUGCUGUCUCCAGAUGGUUCUGCAUCAGCUGGAGAAGCAUCCCCAGAUGUUUCCUCCAGUGUGAGCGAGAAGGAAGCAUCGCUCGGUCCACAAGAAGGAGGGUCACAAUCAUCUUCUCCUGCCAUUGUAGGGACAGCCAAUGAUGGAGAAUCUCUGCUGUCUCCAGAUGGUUCUGCAUCAGCUGGAGAAGCAUCCCCAGAUGUUUCCUCCAGUGUGAGCGAGAAGGAAGCAUCGCUCGGUCCACAAGAAGGAGGGUCACAAUCAUCUUCUCCUGCCAUUGUAGGGACAGCCAAUGAUGGAGAAUCUCUGCUGUCUCCAGAUGGUUCUGCAUCAGCUGGAGAAGCAUCCCCAGAUGUUUCCUCCAGUGUGAGCGAGAAGGAAGCAUCGCUCGGUCCACAAGAAGGAGGGUCACAAUCAUCUUCUCCUGCCAUUGUAGGGACAGCCAAUGAUGGAGAAUCUCUGCUGUCUCCAGAUGGUUCUGCAUCAGCUGGAGAAGCAUCCCCAGAUGUUUCCUCCAGUGUGAGCGAGAAGGAAGCUUCACUGGCUCCACAAGAAGAAGGAUCACAAUCAGCUUCUCCUUCCUUUGAAGGGACAGCCAAUGAUGGAGAAUCUCUGCUGUCUCCAGAUGGUUCUGCAACAGCAGGAGAAGCAUCACCAGAUGUUUCCUCCAGUGUGAGUGAGAAGGAAUCAUCGCUGGCUCCACCAGGAGGGUCACAAUCAGCUUCUCCUUCCAUUGAAGCUUCGCCCUCACCUAGAGCAGACAACGUCGCUGAACAGGUUGGAGAGAAAUCUGGAUCCACAGCUGGUGGAGAAUCUUUUCCUCAUCUCUCAUCUGUGGAUGGAUCCGUAGCACUAAGCCACAAGAUUUCAGGAGGAACUGUGGCUUCUGGUUCCUCCUCUCUUGAAGGGAACUCGGCCUCUGAAGGAAGUUCACAAGAGGCUUCUCACAUUACAAGCUCCUCGGAGCUGCUGUCAGGGAGUGAGAAUAUUAGUGACAAUGGGAGAAUCCUAGAUAAUGCAGGAGACACAGAACCUUCUUUGCUCGCUGGAAGCGGACAACCGGAUGCUGAAAGCACAGGCGUUUUAUCCAACGAGUCAUCAAGUGGUCUGUCUUCUCAGACGGCAAAGGAUGUACCAGAAGGCACAGAAACGGGGGAAACAGACGCUUUCUCCUCAGAUUCAGACAUCCAAGUAGCUGGACCUUCACCCUACGGUCUUGCAAGUCCUUCUGGCGAACUAGUGUCACCAAGCGGCAAUUUAGAAGGACGUGGUGAUUCCAACAGCCCUGUCUCAUCAGUCGGCAAGGCCACAUCUACAGCUGCUGAUGAAGGAGGACCUCUCUCCCUUCCUGGUGCACCGCAGGAUCCUUCUAAGACCCUACCCCUACUGCCCGGCGGAGAUGCAGAACCUGAGGCCAAAGGAGAAGCACCUCCUCGCUCUUCCAAAGGCAAAGUUAAGGGAACUGGGAAUGAAAAGGCACUUCCUGGAAAACCAUCCUCUUCUGUUUUUGCCUCUUCCAGCAAAAGCACUUCAGGUUCAGGGACUGCAAAGUCAGGAGCUACGCCUGGUUCCGGUGUUUCCAUCCCUUCAGAUUCCUCUGCGAAGACUAAGCCAGCCGUCCGGGUGAGGGAAGACCCGUCGGGCCGUGCCAAAGGUUCGCCCGCAGAUAAACCAGGUGCCCAACGUACAGCUUCAGGCGCUAGUCCGGGGGCGACCAAACCCUCGCAAGCCUCAGGCAAGAAGUCGGAGAAGAAAGAAGACAGAGAAAAACCAGACAAGAAGCAAGAAAGCAGGAAAACAGAGAAGAGAAAAGAAAGCAAGGAUUCAGAGGAGAAAUCUGAUUUGAAGUCUAAGAACAGAGAAGCAAAAACGGCUAAGAAAAACUCAGAAGAGAAGAAUCGCACGCCUGUCGUUUCGACACCAGAACCGUCAGGUGUGCACGCCCCAUGGCUCUACAAGCCAGGCAGUUGGGCUCAGGUGAGUUACAGGCAGAAGUGCCUCGACUGGGUUAGCGACGAGCAGCAGCCGUCCGACUGGAACAGCAACUUGCCGGCUUGCCCUUGCUCCCUCCAACAGGGUCUCUCAGACCAUCGCUACACACGCAGCCAAAAAGGUUUGCCGGAUUCUCGCUUCACUAUGCUGUAUUCUUCUAAGCCCAACGAACAUGGCGCGGGAGUCCGGUGUCUCUACCAUAAAAAGAACAACCAGCUUGUGGAAGGGCAUCAGGAGAGAGUCUGGAAAUUCUGGAGGAGAAUCUCCCCUAACACUGAUGGGGAGCUGAAAUUGUAUGACUGGUGUUGUAACCAGGCUGGAAACCAGCAAUUCUGUGAUAAGUACCACCAGAAAAGACCCAGGAUCGGCUGUGACGGAUACAGGCCUCCGGUCAAAGCUUCUGCUUCUUCAGAAGAGGAGCCGGAGAAUGAAGCAAGAGGUAAGACUGUUCAAUGGUGGGGCUGCCCUAGAUCUAACUUACACCUACAUUUCCACACAAUUGACCUCCUUCAAGCUCUUCAGCUUCUAAAUGUACAGAUGGUUUGCCUGUCCUGGGUGGCCACAAUCAUAAUUACUCUCUUGAAUAAAAACGACCUGCUCCAGCCCUUAUUAGGAAUCUAAAAAGAGCCUCGUUGGUUCAGACCACAGGCUCGAAAAGUUACCUUUCCUGCAACCCACUU